Molecule: messenger RNA, 788 nt
Organism: Malania oleifera
Lineage: Eukaryota; Viridiplantae; Streptophyta; Magnoliopsida; Santalales; Ximeniaceae
Product: sm-like protein LSM3B
Exons: 4
Coding region: 262-555 (97 amino acids)
Biological process (GO): P-body assembly; mRNA splicing, via spliceosome
Cellular component (GO): Lsm1-7-Pat1 complex; precatalytic spliceosome; P-body
Molecular function (GO): RNA binding
Source: RefSeq, a predicted model, not a curated record
GAAAAGAAAAAAACAAAUAAUACGCUCCAGCGGAGGGCAGUGUCCGGUCCGGUCCGGUCUUAUUUCCUGUCGUCCUCUCCCGCCUCGCUUCAAUCGGCUUGAUCUCUCUUCUGCGUCCGAGGAAGCUGCUGUCUGGUGAGCUGACGCCGGUCCCCGACCACUUCGCCGUCGAUUGGGAGCCCAGACGCCCUUCAGAUUGCAAAACAACUCUGCUUCAGGGGUAUUUUUAACAAAGUGCUUGGACGAGGAACCCCAGAACAGAUGGCAAGUGAAGAAGAGAGUGCUGUGAAAGAGCCUUUGGAUCUCAUCAGACUCAGUCUUGAUGAGCGAAUCUAUGUUAAGCUCCGAUCUGACAGAGAGCUCCGAGGCAAACUUCAUGCAUAUGAUCAGCAUUUGAAUAUGAUUCUUGGGGAUGUUGAAGAAAUUGUUACUACUGUAGAAAUCGAUGAUGAAACUUAUGAAGAGAUAGUCAGGACAACAAGGCGCACAGUUCCUUUUCUCUUUGUUAGAGGAGAUGGCGUCAUAUUGGUUUCUCCUCCCCUCAGGACGGCUUAAUUUUGAUGAAGUUCAGGGUGUAUUCUGACGGCAAAAUGACAUGUUUCUCAAAUAUACUGGGAUGUGGCUGUCUUUCUCAAUGAAUGGCUAUGUUUCUGUAAACUUAUUAGAUUUUGAAAAGAAGGAUUAAAAGUGCCGAGUGCCAAAAUCUGUAUUCUCUUUUUGUAUGCUUUGUUUAUGAUUGUGUACCAGCUUUCAAUUAGUUUGAAUCUAAAGCGUUUCAGUUGAGGGCA